AUGUCAGAUGAAGUAGAUAACACCUUAAUGAUCAUAGCAGCUGGAGAGUUUUCAGUGGGGAUCUUAGGAAAUGCAUUCAUUGGAUUGGUAAACUGCAUGGACUGGAUGAAGAACAGGAAGAUUGCCUCCGUUGAUUUAAUUCUCACCAGUCUGGCCAUAUCCAGAAUUUGUCUAUUGUGUAUAAUAAUUUUCGACUCUUUUACAUUGGUGCUGUAUCCAGAUGUCUAUUCCACCGGUCAACAAAUGAGAAUCCUUGACUUCUUCUGGACACUGACCAACCAUUUAAAUGUCUGGUUUGCCGCCUGCCUCAGUAUUUUCUAUUUCCUCAAGAUAGCUAAUUUCUUCCAUCCUUUUUUCCUCUGGAUGAAGUGGAGAAUUGACAGGGUGAUUCCUAGGAUCCUGCUGGUGUGCUUGGUCCUCUCUGUGGUUAUUAGCCUUCCCGUCACUGAGAAUUGGAAUGACGAUUUCAGGCGUUGUAUCAAGGUAAAGAGGAAAACAAACUUAACUUUGAGAUGCAGAGAAAAUAAAGAUCAAUAUGUUUCCAUCAAGGUAUGUCUCAACCUAUUAACGCUAGUCCCCCUUUCUGUGUCCUUGAUCUCAUUUUUCCUCUUGAUCCUCUCCCUGUGGAGACACACCAGGCAGAUGCAGCUCAGUGCCACAGGGUUCAGAGAUGCCAGCAUAGAAGCCCACAUGGGAGCCAUGAAAGCUGUCAUCUCCUUCCUCCUGCUUUUCCUUGCCUACUAUUUGUCCUUUCUCGUAGUCACCUUCAGCUACUUUAUACCGAAGUCUGAUUUAGCUGUGAUAGUUAGUGAGUUGAUAGCUCUAAUCUAUCCCUCAAGCCAUUCAUUUAUCCUAAUUCUGGGGAACACUAAAUUAAGACAAGCAUUUCUAAGCAUGCUAUGCAAAGUAACAUAUAUCCUGAAAAGAAGACAUUUCUAA
This is a messenger RNA of Rhinolophus ferrumequinum (greater horseshoe bat), 939 nucleotides long. RefSeq names its product taste 2 receptor member 7 (gene TAS2R7). The transcript has a single exon. The record is from RefSeq and is a predicted model, not a curated record. Gene Ontology annotation, molecular function: G protein-coupled receptor activity; bitter taste receptor activity. Gene Ontology annotation, cellular component: membrane. NCBI's taxonomy places the organism in Eukaryota, Metazoa, Chordata, Mammalia, Chiroptera, Rhinolophidae. Bases 1 to 939 code for a protein of 312 amino acids. Gene Ontology annotation, biological process: G protein-coupled receptor signaling pathway; sensory perception of taste; detection of chemical stimulus involved in sensory perception of bitter taste.